Molecule: messenger RNA, 2312 nt
Organism: Oncorhynchus kisutch (coho salmon)
Lineage: Eukaryota; Metazoa; Chordata; Actinopteri; Salmoniformes; Salmonidae
Gene: pop4
Product: POP4 homolog, ribonuclease P/MRP subunit
Exons: 7
Coding region: 363-1025 (220 amino acids)
Biological process (GO): rRNA processing; tRNA 5'-leader removal
Cellular component (GO): ribonuclease P complex; ribonuclease MRP complex
Molecular function (GO): ribonuclease P RNA binding
Source: RefSeq, a predicted model, not a curated record
AAGGAUAUUUCUAAGUGACCCCAAACGUUUGAACCGUAGUGUAUAGACAUUUUUCAGAAUUUUCGGGAGGUGCUGCAGCACCCUCAGCACCCCCAUACAGAAGACGCCUUCCUCCAAUGACUCUUAUGUGUAAUGUAAUGGAACAAAUAGUCAUGAUCAAGUGCUAGGUUUACGGUAGGAACGUCUCAAGGAUCCCCUAUAGCCAUAGCCUCUCGCCGGCCUAAGUCAGUGUUGCAGCUGUGCGCCUGCGUACGGUAGUCCCAUGUGUUGUGAAUACAUGCAUUGUCAAAGUUGAGUGCUAGCUAGCUAUUUUACAACUGGAGCUGUGGCUUCUACAGACAUACUUGCGUACCAGUUGAAAUAUGGAGAGACUCGUGCAGGCUAGCCUACCUCCUGAUCAGGGACACAUUCUGGGUAUAGUGUCUCAGAGUGAUAAGCAGGCGGAGAUGUUCACAAAUGGCUUUCUGAAGAACAGUUUACCGGGUAUGAGCAAGAAGGAAAUCGGCGACUUCAUGCUUCACAAGGCUGUGGUUCUAAAGUAUGCGAAAAAGGAGAAGAAAAAGAAAAACAAAAAGAGAGCCAAGGGUCUCAAUGCUAAACAAAGGAGAGAGAUGAAGGUCUUUCAGCUGAAACCAGAGCAUCAAAAAUAUGAGCUUUUCUUGCCCUUGCAUGAGCUAUGGGAACAGUACAUCAGAGAUCUGUGCAACGGAUUGAAACCAGAGAGCAACCCACAGACAAUUCAGCAGAGGCUAUUGAAGGCUGAUUUUCAUGGUGCCAUUCUUACAGUGGCCAGGUCCAAAUGCCCCUCGUAUGUAGGCACCACAGGAAUCCUAGUGCAGGAGAUGAAACAUGUCUUCAAAAUCAUCACAAAGGAGGACAAACUGAAAGUCAUACCGAAGCGAAACAGUGUGUUUGCUGUGGAGAUCGAUGGCUUUGUCUCCCAUAUCUACGGUAGCAAGUUUGAACUCCGCUCAAGCGAGCGAUCCGCAAAGAAAUUUAAAGUCAAAGGAACCAUAGACCUGUGAUCCUGUUGGAGUGUAGUAAUGAGACUGAGCUCAGAGGCUCAAAGGACAGAGAAGUAAACAACUCCUGUCAGGAUCUAUAAUAAGGACUAUCACCAUCUUCAAUUCUUAUUUUCAAGUCAUAUGGGAACCUCGGCUUCUGUUUUGGAUGCAAGUCCUGUUCUAUAGCAUUUUAUACUGUGGCAAAGACGGAAGACCUGACAAACUCAAAGCAAUCAGAACAUAGUUGUGAUUAGAGAGCAUUUGUGUUGGUAUUUUCUUUUUUUGUAAACGUGUCAAUUGAUUGGUCAAUGAUUUAAUUGUAAAUACAUUGAUCUGUUUUGAGCAACACUACCUAUGUCCACAAGGUGGCACUAAAUCAAUCUGCUUCAAUGUAUGUACAAUAAACAUAUCUAUCUCUAUAAAUUGUUGUCAAAUGACAGAUUACAUUUCCUUGAUCAGCUAGUUUGAAGUAACACAAUGAGUUACAAUACAAUGAUACUACUAUGUGGAAACUGAAAAUGUGCCUGUCUUUGGUAUGCAAGAUGCUUAAUUUCCUGAUAAUUUGGGAAUUUCCUAGUUGCUCAACUUUAUGAGGUACCUGUUGUAUAUUGUUGGUUUGGAUGUUGGUUUGUCAAUUGAAGUGGCGUAGAUACUAAACAUUGCUGACCUGAAAUUUUCAUUUGGUAGUUGAGUUGCAUUGACAAGUAGGUAUCUCUGUUGGCGUUUGGAUUGCUCAUAUUUGUUUCUUAACCAUGAGUGUGAUUUUGUCAACUUGUUAUGCUAUUACAAUAAUGACAACUGAGUAAUUGAAUUUAUAUAUAUUUUUUAAAUCAAUUUAAUAGACAGCAUUUGCUGUCUGUUUUGUAAAAUAUUGUAACAUUUUAUUUCCCUCAUUUCCCAGUAAAAAGCCUAUCCCUGUUCUAAGUAGUGUGCUGAUGCAUGAGAUAUUUCGUUUUUUGGGCAGGUGGUGUGUAUGAGACCGACUGGAAGGGAACCACUUAAUGUCAUCACUUCCUUCUUCACUGGGACUUCAAAUAUGCUUUCUACUUUCUUUUCACAGGGUGUAAGGGGUGGUGAAUCAGUCUGUGCAAUGCAACACAUGUGUCUAUGACCUCAUUUGAUGCUGCAAAAAGCAUACAUUUUUAUUCAACCUUGUAUGUGUAAUAUUCAAGUCCACUGUUUCUAGCAUGCAUGUGCUAUGUUUAUUUGUUCAGCCCUGGUGACUUGGCAUUCCAUGCUAAAGAAUAGCCAUACUGGGGCAUAUUGUGUUCCCUCAUUAAAAAAAACACAGGAUGCACAUUAACCAGA